Molecule: messenger RNA, 2400 nt
Organism: Nothobranchius furzeri (turquoise killifish)
Lineage: Eukaryota; Metazoa; Chordata; Actinopteri; Cyprinodontiformes; Nothobranchiidae
Product: sulfotransferase 2B1
Biological process (GO): sulfation
Cellular component (GO): cytoplasm
Molecular function (GO): sulfotransferase activity
Source: RefSeq, a predicted model, not a curated record
CAGUCUAAACUGCAACAGUGGUAAGACAGUGAAAAGCUGUGAACUUGAUCACUCUGUUUUCCGCCUCAAACUCCUCCCACUCAGACCAAUCUGCAUCAAUGCUCCCACUCCCUACUGAUUGCUCAACCAGCACCGCUGCUUAUGACUUCGCCUCUCUAGAACAGUUGAGCGAUCACAACUGUAAGGUUUCACAAGGGCUUUCAUUUCAUUCCUCGUGCCACGAUGUCGUCUUUUGAAAAGACUUACCUGCAGUAUCAAGGAAUUCCACUUCCCAGAGCAAUCUAUUCUGAUGAUUUUAAGUUUGUGGAAGAAUUCAAGUUUAGAGACGACGACGUUCUGGCUGUCACCUACCCAAAGUCAGGUACAGUCUGGAUGCAGUACAUCCUCCCCCUGGUGUUGAAUGAUGGUGAUAUGAGAGCAGUACAAACCACUACGAACUGGAGGCGGGCUCCAUGGCUGGAAGUAAAAAGAACUGCUCCUAUUGUGGAUCAGCUGACACCUCCACGCGUGCUAGUCACACAUUUCCCCUACAACCUCAUGCCCCCAUCUCUCCACACUUCCAAAACCAAGGUAAUCUAUGUCAUGAGGGACCCAAAGGAUGUUCUGGUGUCUUCAUUCUAUUACCACCAAAUGGCAAAUUUCCUUGAAGAUCCAGGAACAUUUGAUGAAUUCAUGAAGAAAUUCCUAGAAGGAAGAGUGCAAUAUGGAAAAUGGACUAAUCACGUGAAGGGCUGGAGACACACUGAGCUUGGAGACCGGAUAAUGUACAUCACAUAUGAAGAAAUGGUUCAGGACCUGCCUGCAUCAGUCAGACGUAUUUCAGACUUCCUGUGCUGUAAUGUUAGUGAUGACGUCAUCCACAACAUAGCAGAGCAGAGCUCUUUUAUGAGCAUGAAGUCAAAGGACAUGUCCAAUGUCAGCCAUGCCCCAAAGGAGUAUUUGGACAGUACCAAGUCUACUUUCCUGAGGAAAGGGAUUGUGGGAGACUGGAAAAACCACUUCAGCUCUGAACAAGAGACCCAUUUCACAUCAGUCAUUGAUAAAGAGCUGGAGGAAGGCGGCCCCACCUCUAUGGAUGGGAGGCCUCAAAUUUGAAGUGAAAUUGAAAAUGCACUUUAUAGUUGAUCUCCACUAUAGUCUAGCACAUUCUUUAGUCGAUAUAAAAUCAAAUAUUGCAUCAUAUGACACUGGCACUUCUGCAGAGGCACACACACACUUUGUGAUCAGCAUCAUACGUAAGCACAGGACUAACACUAUUGGCUAAGGCUGAGCCGCGGUCCAGUAAAAUAGCAUGAGGGUCUAUGGGGCGGAAUGCAGGCUGAGCAAAAGAAAACAAACACCUUGCUUAUAUCAGUGAACCUCAAACCCGUGUGCCACAUCCGGUCCGCCUGACCCUUCUGGUUGAGCCCCCAACACUUUGGGCCCUAAUGUCCCCCAAUCAGGGGACUUGGGUGUUUAGCAGUGAAAUUCAUGUCCAAAAUAUCAAUAAUUGUUCACGUUCUCAAAACACAACUAAAGCUACAGUCAAAACUGUUUAGAUGGAAAAUUAAUUCCUUUUAAAUAUUAAUUAAGAUACAAUAAUACUUGAAGUUUAUUUUAGGAGAGCAUCUGACCCCCACGGGUUCUGCUGGAAAAAACUCUGGCAUUUGAACAAAUGUAAUCAAAGAGCCCUGGCCUACAUUACAAUGUAUCAGACUAAACUGGACAGCAAUAGCUCAGGAGGUUGAGCGGGUUGUCCAAUAAUCAGAAGGUUUCAGGUUCGAUCCCUGCUCAGACCGGAAAACUCUGCUGUUGUGUCCAUGGGCAAGACACUAGAGCUGCUGCUAGAGUCUUAACAAGAACCAAGAGGACUGAGCACAUCACUCCUGUUCUUAAAUCUCUACCAGAGAAUCCAUUUUCAAGUGCUUCCACUAGUUUAUAAAUCACUCAAUGGCAUGGGACUAGAAUACAUUCAGGUACUGGAUCUACCCCCAGCAGGACUCUAGGAUCCUUAGGAGGCAGUCAGCUGGUAGAACCGGGUCAGAACCAAACAGGGCGAAGCUGCUUUUAUCUACUAUGCUGCUCACAGAUGGAAACAGCUUCCUCAUUACCUCAAAUUUAACUCAGCUCUAGAAAGUUUUAAAUGAAAAUUAAAAACCUCCAUGUUUUCAUCAGCCUCUGAAUGAAUGUUCAUACUGUAUGCAGCACCUUCUACACUGUAACUGCUACACUUGAACAUUGCCUUUUAUUUCAUUCUUACAUCUAAUUUAACUUGUUUAAUUUAAAUUUUGAUUUAAAAAUCAGCAUUUUUUUGUUGUCGUGUUGAUUUUCAUGUUUUAUGUUGCAUAACUGCUCCUGGAAAGAAAAAAAUAGCAUCUGUGUAUGAAAUAUACAAAUAAAGCUGGCUAACGUUGUCUGGAA